Molecule: messenger RNA, 4465 nt
Organism: Limulus polyphemus (Atlantic horseshoe crab)
Lineage: Eukaryota; Metazoa; Arthropoda; Merostomata; Xiphosura; Limulidae
Product: cAMP-specific 3',5'-cyclic phosphodiesterase 4C-like
Exons: 14
Coding region: 1557-3611 (684 amino acids)
Biological process (GO): signal transduction
Cellular component (GO): nucleus; cytosol; perinuclear region of cytoplasm
Molecular function (GO): 3',5'-cyclic-AMP phosphodiesterase activity
Source: RefSeq, a predicted model, not a curated record
UUUCACUUCGUUAGUUUUUAUCCGUUUAGUUCAUUAAUACAAAAACUAAAACUUAUUUAACUUUUCUUUCGCGUUUCAUUUCACAAACUAAGUACGUUGUGCCUAGAGCAUAACCAAGCUGACAAAUACUAGAAAGUUUUUCUUAAACUUCCAACAUGCAGUUCUUUGGUGAAUCAUUUUAUUAAAUAUCUAACACCAGUCAUUUUUAGUUAUAAAAUUCCAAAACCCGGCUCUUCUGUCGUUCGCAUCUGAACGACUUCGAUCGUAAACUCACUGUUUUCCAAACACAAUGUCCGCUGUCUUGUACUGUUCUGAAAAAUUGAUCAAUAAUAUUCUCCCGUACUCAUUCUGAUUCGUUGUUUCGUUUUGCUUCAUGCACACGUACUUUAUUACUGAAAUAAAUAGACAGUUGGGUUUUGGGCGGGAGAACUUCAGAGGGUUUCAACAUGCUACAGGUUGUAACAAAUUAAAGUGAUUUAUACCGUAAUAGAAAAUCGAACGCUCACCGCAUCCCUAGAAGCUUUGUAAAUUAAAAUGUCGGAAAAGUGUCGAGAAAACCGUACGCAGAGACCUCUGUUGGUAGCAGAGCCCACAACUUCUGUAAUCCUUGCUUGCAACUUAGUGUUAAUAUUAAGCUGUUCCUGAUGCUUUAGUGGUUAACUUCUGUAAACUAAAAGGUCUAAUAUUGUCAUUUUCACUCGUGCAGAGACAACUAGACGAAAUGUAUUGCGUGCUUUAUAAGCAUCGCGCACAUGGUCGUCCACGUGCAUGGUCCUCGUGUAGCUGUUAAGUGCUCUAUUCGUUGGAUUAUAAUAAAAACUAAAAUUGCCAUGUUCUGUUGUUACAAAAAGGAACAGGAAGUUAGAUUUCAUGGUCGUUCACCAACGCUGUGUUAUCUUAUAUUAAGAUGGCAGGCAAAGCCGAGACUGUACAGACAGAGGUAAGAGGAAAGAAGAUGUUAUCCUCCUUACUUCCUGGGAAUAACUUCCUGUGUGUUAUUUCCAGUAUAUUUUCUUGCAGUGUUUUGGAAUGGACUAGCUUUCUAUAUAAGUGUAUGUUUGUCCUGACAUUAUAUGUCUUCUCAAGACUACCUUUUUUCUUACAGCCACUUCUAUAUGCUAGAAAUCUUUAGGAAGUAUUCAUUUUCUAAAAUUCUACAGAACCUGGUGUCCUAUUGUAAUAAUAAAAAACUACGUGUUGUUUAAAAAUCUUAUUAAUAUAGACCGAGGAGUGAUCACUAUCUGUUGAAACUACCCAUAGAUUUUAAUGAGGAGCAGGGAUUGACGUUACCAUAGUGACAGCAACUGUUCUCUUUACAGAAUAACUUGUUUGUUAAACUACCAGUACACGGUAGGGUUUAAGCCAUACUCUAUUGUUUCCAAAAAAUAUAUAAUUUUGCCGCAACAGGAAUAGAAAAUGCUGUGAAAUAUAUUUGAGCUAAAACAUGUGAAGCCGUUAGUCGCUGUCACGGCAACGUGAACUAUAGCAUCGUAGAAAAAUUACGCAUAAUACGUUGAGCUAGGCAAAACUGUCUACGUUUAUCCAGCCAGACAGGAAUGGCUAGUCCUAGCAAGAUGAUUUUGACGUACAUCCGGUCAUUUUAUUCUCGGAACUCUGUGAAUUCCAGAGCAGACAAGACAACACAGACUUCAGAUUACAGUCCCGAAGAAACACAGUCCACUAGAACAUCCAAAUCUUCGAGUGUUGUUUCACGUUCUCACAGAGGAUCACGCGCAUCACGCGGAAGUUUUGACGUAGAUGAUGGAAGUGGACAAAAUAGAAAUCUCCUGGACGCUACUAGUCCUUCAACUGGCCUGGUUCUACAUUCUAUGCCCCAGCGUCGGGAAUCUUUCCUGUAUAGAUCGGACAGCGAGUUCGAGAUGUCUCCGAAGUCCAUGUCCAGACAUUCGUCUCUUGGUAGUGAGUCACAUGGAGACCAAGAUCUAAUUGUAACACCAUUUGCUCAAAUUCUUCAAAGUUUAAGAAAUGUACGGAAUAACUACAUUACGCUUGCUAAGGUUCCAGCGAGCAAGUCAAGAAGGACCUCACCAAGCAAUAACUCCGCAUCAGUGUCAAACAAACAGCUUACAGAGGAACAGUAUGCAAAGUUAGCAAUAGAAACUCUUGACGAGUUUGACUGGUGUUUAGACCAGCUAGAGACAAUACAAGCACACAGGUCUGUGGGAGACAUGGCAUCUUGUAAGUUCAGAAGGAUGUUAAACAAGGAGCUCAGCCAUUUCUCAGAAUCUAAAUCAGGGAGUCAGAUCUCAGAAUACAUCUUCAGUACAUUUCUAGAUAAGCAACAAGACCUCGAUAUUCCAACAAAGACUGUAGAUGUACAUCACAGCCAACGACCCCAGCACAAGGCAGGGAUUGCAAUGUCUCAGAUCUCUGGGAUUAAAAAGCCUCUGUGUCACACAAAUAGCCUCACAAAGUUACCAAAAUAUGGGGUAGAAACACCACACGAAGAGGAGCUAGGAGAGCUUCUUGAAGAUACAAAUAAGUGGGGAGUAGACAUUUUUGGAAUAACAGAGUAUUCUACACAUCGUCCUCUUACAGCUGUGACAUAUACAAUCUUUAGAGACAGAGAUUUAUUGAAUACCUUCAAGAUUCCAGCAAAAACUUUUAUUAAUUUUCUUCUGACUCUGGAAGACCAUUACCUCAAAGUCCCAUAUCAUAACAGCAUUCAUGCAGCUGAUGUAACUCAGUCAGUCAAUGUUCUGCUACUCUCCCCUGCAUUUGAUUCUGUGUUUAUGGACCUUGAAAUACUCGCUGCUUUGUUUGCUGCUGCUAUUCAUGAUGUGGAUCAUCCAGGAGUAACCAAUCAAUAUCUAGUCAAUACAUUGUCUGAACUGGCAAUAAUGUACAAUGAUGAGUCUGUCUUGGAGAACCACUCUUUAGCUGUUGCUUUUAAGCUGUUACAAGAUGAAAAUUGUAACAUUUUUGAGAGCCUCAACAAAAAGCAACAACAGACACUCAGGAAGGUUUCAAUAGACAUGGUUCUUGCCACUGAUAUGUCCAAGCACAUGAGCCUACUUGCUGAUUUAAAAACCAUGGUGGAAACAAAGAAAGUUUCUGGAACAGGAGUAGUACUUCUCAACAACUACACAGAAAGGAUCCAAGUCCUUCAGAACAUGAUCCACUGCUCUGACCUCAGCAGUCCAACAAAACCACUAGAGAUGUACAAGAAGUGGGUGGACCUGCUUAUGGAAGAGUUCUACCAGCAGGGUGACAAAGAACGUGCACAAGGCCUUGACAUCAGUCCUAUGUGUGACAGGCACAAUGCAACUGUUGAAAAAUCCCAGGUUGGGUUUAUUGAUUACAUUGUUCACCCACUGUGGGAAACUUGGGCUGAUCUUGUCCAUCCUGAUGCACAGGAGAUAUUAGAUACACUAGAGGAGAACAGAGACUGGUAUCAAAACAUGAUCCCUGCCAGCCCCACCACCAGUACUUCUGAUCUCAGUCUUGAUCAGCGAUCUGGUGGAGAUUGUAUCGAUAGCAAUACUAACCAACCACCAAAGUUUCCAAAGUCAUCAGAUAAAAUCAAGUUUCAGAUAACUCUGGAAGAGCCAGAAGAAGAAGACUUGGAGGAAGAAACAUCUACGAAAUGAGAAACCUAACAAAUUUAUAUAUGCUGUUGGAUCAAAAGAAAGUGAAUCUUUGUGAUACAAUAUAGCUGUUUAUGACUUGGUGUACAAAGUGAACUCAGGUGUAUGAGAGAUUACAGUUAAUUAGUGUUUAUUCUCAUCUUGUGGCUAUAAGCUCAGAACUGCUGUAGUAACCUCAAAAAUAAUUGUCACAAGAUGUUCAAUAUCUGACAGAAAGAAAAACCUAUACAAUCUAGUCUUUUGUCUCUAGUGCAGAAUAAAUAAUACUCAGCCAAAUAAUGCUGAAAUGUUAAGUAUGUUGUGUAUAAAAACUCUUGUAAAUUUUUUUUGUACCAAACAGUGUUUUGUGCUUAAUUUUGUGACAGUAUUUGCAACUCCAUUUCAUUCCCCUAAUAUUGAGUUUAAACAUUUCAUGUGUAGGUUUUAUUUUCAACAUAACUGUAACUUAUUAAUAUACAUAUUUCACUGUUUAUAACAAUAUAAAAGUUUAUGGUGUUAGAUGAAAACAUAACUAGUUUCAAUCAGUGUUUGGGCUUCUUACAGAUAGUUGAAUCAGGAAUGUUCAGAAUUUGUAUUAGUGCUUAUUUGUAGAUAGAAACAUUAGUCUUGUGAGCGAAAAAUAAUACAUUGUUAGAGAACUGCUAUUAGUAUAUAAAAAGAGCUAUCUAGAUGAAAUAAGAAACUCCAAUUUUAAAAUACCUUUGCUCCAAAGCAAUGUUGUGGAAGUAUCUUUCUUGCUUAUUUUCUUUUGUGAAAUUUGUAUUCUGAUUUAUAGUAACAGUUUUGUUCAUUAUCUAACUUCUUCAAAUUUGUGUUGCUGAUAACAAAGAACCUGAAUAAAAUUACCUGUGAUACCA